AUGUAAUAAGAAUAGAUACCGCAAUAAUAAUAGAAUGUCACUCCCAAAAAGUAUUAAUUAACAACACCAACUAAAGACAAAAAGUAAAAUAAAACUAAUUAAUCUACUACUAUACAAUCACCUAAAAAUAACGAUUUUUAUUCUCCAAAAAAUGUUAAUCCUUGGAAAACACCUAAAUCUUUAUUAAAAAGCAAUCAUAAAUAAAACACUCCUGAUCAUUGUAUUCAAGCAUCUCCAUAUAGUGAUAGAUAUAUACCAUUAAAUGUUUCAAGAAAUUUAUUUAAUAAACAAAUAUAGCCAUUUGAAAUUGAAGAAGAGAAUUAAUAUGAAGAACUAUUAAGUGAAAAUGUCUUAGAAAUUGAUGAAAAUAAACAUGUAAGUAUUUUGAAUUUCAAUAAAUAAAAACACGACAAAGUUCAAUCUUCUAAAUAAUUAGAAACACCUAAAAGAAAAAUAGAUACUCUACCAAUAAAAGUAUUAGAUGCACCUGGAUUAGAAGAUGAUUUCUAUUAAGACACACUUCAUUGGGGAAAAAAUAAUCUUAUUGCAGUUGGUUUAUAAAGAUGUGUGUAUUUAUAUAAUGUUGACAAUUCAAAAGUAUUUUAAUUAGCAGAACCAAUAAAUAAUAAUGAAUUAUCUGCAUAUUAUACAUCUUUAUAAUGGAAUACAAAUGGAUAAUUAUUAGCAAUUGGAUGUUGUGAUGGUUCUUUAAAACUCUGGGAUUAUAAUAAAAAUUCAUUUAAUGGUUCUAUGAAUCUAUCUAAUAAAAGAAUUAGUACUAUUAGUUGGGCUAAUCCAAAUAUAUUUGCUUAUGGUAGUAAAGAUAAAACAAUCAGUAUAUGUGAUGUUAGAGUUCCAAAUUAUUAAAUAUUUUAAUUAUUAGGACACACUUAAGAAGUAUGUGGUGUCACUUUUGAUGGAAAUGAAUUAUAAUUAGCAUCAGGUGGUAAUGAUAAUAAAGUAUUUGUUUGGUAAAUGAGAGGAGGUAAUAGUAAUAAUAAUAAUAAUAAUUAAUAUAUUUCAUGGGAAAUUAAAUCUCAUAAAGCUGCUAUAAGAGCUUUAGCUUGGAAUCCAAAUUCAUGUGGUAUAUUAGCUACUGGAGGUGGAAAUUAAGAUAAAACAAUUAAAAUUCAUAGUUCAUUAACAAAUUAAUAAAUUACUAGUAUAAAUUGUGAUUCACAGGUUUGUAAAUUAAGAUUUUCAAAAAUUGUUAAUGAAUUAGUUUCUACACAUGGUUAUGAAAAGAAUUUAGUAUGUUUAUGGUAAUAUCCUACAAUGAAAAGAGUUAAUUAAUUAGAAGGUCAUUCUGAAAGAGUUCUUUAUUUGUCAGCAAGUCCAGGUAUUAAAUUUUUAUAAUUAUUUAUAGAUGAAUCAACUAUUCUGACAGGAUCUGGAGAUGAAACACUUAAAUUUUGGAAAAUAUUUCCUAGUUAAGUUUCAAAUAAUAUAUCCUCACUAUUUUCCAUGUGUGAAAUUAGAUGA
Paramecium primaurelia is the source of this 1482-nucleotide messenger RNA. Lineage: Eukaryota; Ciliophora; Oligohymenophorea; Peniculida; Parameciidae. The record is from the annotation of a GenBank genome assembly.